Molecule: messenger RNA, 653 nt
Organism: Dicentrarchus labrax (European seabass)
Lineage: Eukaryota; Metazoa; Chordata; Actinopteri; Moronidae
Gene: lhb
Product: luteinizing hormone subunit beta
Exons: 4
Coding region: 68-514 (148 amino acids)
Biological process (GO): G protein-coupled receptor signaling pathway; ovulation
Cellular component (GO): cytoplasm; extracellular region
Molecular function (GO): hormone activity
Source: RefSeq, a predicted model, not a curated record
CUCUGUGCUGUAUAAAGACUGAGCAGGACACCUGGCCUUUGCACACUACCUGCAGAAACCAGAGAGGAUGAUGGCUGUGCAGGCCAGCAGAGUGAUGUUCCCCUUGGUGUUGAGUUUGUUUCUGGGAGCCACAUCUUCCAUUUGGCCCCUGGCCACUGCAGAGGCCUUCCAGCUGCCGCCCUGCCAGCUCAUCAACCAGACAGUGUCUCUAGAAAAGGAGGGUUGUCCCAAGUGUCACCCAGUGGAAACAACAAUCUGUAGUGGUCACUGCAUCACUAAGGACCCUGUCAUUAAGAUACCAUUCAGCAAUGUUUAUCAGCAUGUGUGCACGUACCGGAACUUACACUACAAGACAUUUGAGCUUCCUGACUGUCCACCUGGUGUGGACCCAACCGUCACCUACCCCGUGGCUCAGAGCUGCCACUGCGGCCGCUGUGCCAUGGACACGUCUGACUGUACCUUCGAGAGCCUGCAGCCCAACUUCUGCAUGAAUGACAUACCUUUCUACUACUAGUCUCAAUAGCAGCAUGAAGCACAUGCUAAACUGUGCUUACUUUCAGCAUCAACUGUUGUAAGGAUUGUCACAUUUACCACUGCAAAAUAAUUUCUUUUGUUUCUAUUUCUCUGUGCAAAUAAAAUACCCACAUUGAACA